AUGGAAGCCGACAGCUGGUGGAGUAUAGUUCGUGAAGAGUGCAUGGCAUUGCCUAAUUUUGGGUGGGCACAAUUUGCUACCAAGCUAAAGGAAGGAUUUUAUCCUGAUGACCUUCGUUGGCAAAAUCAAGAAGAAUUUUUGUCUUUGUCUCAGGGGUCUAUGUCCAUCCAGGAGUACAUAGACAAGUUCACUGAGUUGUCCCGUUUUUCCACCUCUAUUGUGUCUUCAGAAUCUGAGAGGGUAAAACGAUACAUCAAGAAGAUGGAUCCUAAGGGUGCCUACGAGAUUGCACUUAGCAUCCAUGCCUCUAACCAAGAAGAGGAAGUUGCAAGGAGCGUGAGUGUGAAGAAGUCGGUUGUUACUUUCUUUCAAUCCUCGGCUAAGAAGCAAGAGUUUGACUCUGGUAACCGAGGCAACUAUCAGCAGGGAUCUGGUUCUAGUUCGAGUUUCAGGUCGGGUUCUCACUCUAAGUGUCGUACAUGUGGAAAAGACUAUUAUCGACGAAAGAAUUGUGAUGGAUCUACAAUCGUAUGUUACUACUGUAAGGAGGUGGGUCAUAAGUCCUUCAAGUGUCCUAAAAACCCAAAUUCUGAUUAUCCUCCAGCUGUUAAAUCAGUUGAUCCUUCCGCUCCUGUCAAAAACCGCAUUUAUGUGAUGACACAGGCUGAAGCAGACGUGCAACCGGAUUUUGAUACAAGAGCUACUGUGUCUUUCAUUGCUAGUGACUUUGUUGUUAAAGCUAAUUUGACUAGUAGAUCACCUGGGACUAAGCUUUUUGCUAAUCUGAAAGAGUUUCCAAUGAUCGAGUUUGAUGUAAUUCUUGGGGUGGAUUGGUUGUCAAAAUAUCAUGCAACCAUCCAUUGUCGUGAUCAGAAGGUGACGCUUCGUGGUCCUAAAGGAAAUCGAAUCUCCUAUUCAUGUGUCAUGGUGAAGAAAGGCGUGAAGGAGUAUCCGGAUGUGUUUCCUGGGGAAUUGCCUGGUAUUCCUCCAGAAAGAGACGUCGAGUUCAGUAUCGAUUUAGUUCCUGGUACUGCCCCAAUAUGA
Chenopodium quinoa (quinoa) is the source of this 1044-nucleotide messenger RNA. RefSeq lists its product as uncharacterized. NCBI's taxonomy places the organism in Eukaryota, Viridiplantae, Streptophyta, Magnoliopsida, Caryophyllales, Amaranthaceae. The record is from RefSeq and is a predicted model, not a curated record. The transcript is spliced from 5 exons. Gene Ontology annotation, molecular function: zinc ion binding; nucleic acid binding. The coding region runs from base 1 to 1044 and encodes 347 amino acids.